UUGUGAUCUCAGAAGACAGAAAAAAUCAUGCCCGUGACUUUUCCAUCACGCUUUUCAUGCUCUGUAAUUCUAAAUACUUGUGUGGGGGCAACAGGUAGUUCAGCACCGAGUAAACUACCCACCUUCUUAUUCAUUUCUGUGCAAGGCAAAUACGUUAGCGUAUAUAUCUGGUGUCUCUGCAGGACUUCUAAAAUGGUACUUUGACAAAUGAUCUGUCGCAGUUAGCGGUGGGUCACUCACUCCGUAUAAAAGCUGAAACGCGGUUCAUAAAGAUAAAUGGUAAAAGAAAUCCCCGUAAAAGCCGCGUUAAAUCUGUAAUCAUGGAGGGCUUUGGUUUAAUUACGCCUCAGAAAGUUCCAGAGAGAAAAAUAAGAAUAAAUAGUAGCACAAAGUCAAAUCUGUUGCAGGCCAAGGGGAAUGCCCAAUAAAUAUGGCCAACCGUGUGGGGGGACCGUGGGAACACGUAAGCCGACGACUUGUUCGAAUUUUACCUGGUUUAAGUGGGGCAACCCUAGCCAAUGACCAUUCAAUGCAGGUAUGCUCACGUUCCAUCAAAUGCAAGCGGCCCCGGGUGUUCGUGUAGAUUUGAUGUAAAAAAACAGUGAGCGCACCGCAAGAGAUCUUCCUGUGCGCAGGCGUGAGUUGUCACCGCCCUUCUCUUGCGAAAUCUGUGGUAGGGCACUGUUUGGUCCGUGAAUUACAUGUUUUAAUUCAUUCAUUCACUUACUGCCUUCUUUCAAAUCAACUGUAAAAUACUUUUGAGACUCUAAUAUGAUGCGGCUCUAGGCUACGGAAUUUAAUGAUCCCUGAUUCAAAAAGCACACAAAUACCGGAUUUUGGAACAUACGCCUCCUCUAAUGGAUGAUCGAGUCGUGGGUACUGUGACAAAUUCGAUCACAGGGCUUAAAACGGAGUUGAAAAGACUCGUGGGUUUGGUUACCGAGGAAGACGACUGCAGACUUGAGGUUUUGGAUGAGAUCUCCAAAACUGUAAUGGCCAUUAAGGAGCUCAAAUUUAGUCUCGAUCCAGUGAAGACGGAUCCCAUGGCACGCUAUUUCCUUUGUCCCAUCUCCUCCGAUCUCAUGGCAGAUCCUGUGGUGUUGGCUUCAGGGCAGACAUAUGACCGGGCUUAUAUUCAGGAAUGGUUCGAUGCAGAUCAUGUAACAUGCCCCAAAACAGAGCAAGUGUUACAGAACACAGUCCUGACACCCAAUUAUGUGGUCCAAUCUAUGAUCCAAGAAUGGUGCUAUUCUAGGGGCUUAGAACCUCCUGCCAAAUCGACCAAUCGCACCAGCGAGAGCGACAUUACGCCACAGGAGGCUAAAUAUGUUAAUAUUUUGCUGCAGAAAUUGACAGGCCCUUGUCAAUUUAAGCAGAGAGAAGCUGCCCGGGAGCUUCGAGUACUCACCAGAAAAAAACCUAAUCACAGGGUUUAUUUGGGCAGAUCCAAGUCAAUAAGUGUAUUGAUCUCUCUGCUGGAGAGCCCUGACUCAGAAACCCAAGAGCACGCUGUGACUAUUUUGCUGAAUCUGUCAAUAUUUAAUGAGAACAAAGCUUUGAUUGCAGAGGAAGGAGGCAUUCAUCCCAUUGCAAAGGUACUGAAAAAUGGGGCGAGCAUGGCUGCCAGAGAGAACGCGGCUGCAACUCUUUUCAGCCUUUCUUCUGUGGAUGAAAACAAAGUCAAAAUUGGGUCUUCUACUGCAGCAAUCCCUGGUCUUGUGGAUCUUCUAAGGGAUGGAAAUUCUAGAGGCAAGAAAGACGCCGCAUCUGCUCUGUUCAAUCUAUGCAUCAAUGAAGCCAAUAAAAAACACUGUGUGAAAGCUGGAUUGGUACAACUUUUGCUAAAAUUCAUGAGGAUUAGCGAAGAACAGCGGGGGGGAAUGGGGGAUGAUGAAUUGUUGGCGAUUCUGGCCCUAAUUGCGAGCUGUGAGGAGGGUGCCAAGGCAAUUGGAGAGGGCGGCGGGAUUCCCAUAUGUGUGGGUGUUAUUGUAAAAGAAACUUCUCCUCGCAACAAAGAAAAUGCAGUUGGGAUAAUGGCAGAACUGUGCGCCAGGGAUUCCAGAUAUGUAAAGGAGGCAAAGAAUGCAGGGGGAUACAUGGAAUUGCUAGAUCUGAGUCUGAAUGGAACAUGUAAAGCCCGGCGGAAGGCCAACAAACUAUUAGAUCGCAUCAACAGACAACAUCGAUUGGCAACCAUCUAGAUAGAGGAGUAGAUUUAGAAAUGCACAUUGUUUAAUAGAUUGUACAGGCAUUCUUUUGUAAAAUAUGAUGCUCCAGAGCAGGUUCUUUUCUUGAGAAUAAUAUCCAGCAGCUCAAAACAAGUUGAGUUUUAAUAAAAGAGGGCAUAAGAAUGAAUGUGCAUGCAUGUUUGUCCCAGAUUUUGUAUGCAGAGCCACUUGAAAUUAUGUAUGCACAUUCUUCUUCAGAGGACAUUCCUCCCUUUUCUGAUGUAGUUGUCUGUAAAACCUAAUUUCAGAUAUGUUUGUCGUUACAGCA
Molecule: messenger RNA, 2496 nt
Organism: Cryptomeria japonica (Japanese cedar)
Lineage: Eukaryota; Viridiplantae; Streptophyta; Pinopsida; Cupressales; Cupressaceae
Product: U-box domain-containing protein 14
Exons: 2
Coding region: 858-2201 (447 amino acids)
Biological process (GO): protein ubiquitination
Cellular component (GO): cytoplasm; nucleus
Molecular function (GO): protein binding; ubiquitin-protein transferase activity
Source: RefSeq, a predicted model, not a curated record